This is a messenger RNA of Closterium sp. Yama58-4, 1011 nucleotides long. NCBI's taxonomy places the organism in Eukaryota, Viridiplantae, Streptophyta, Zygnematophyceae, Desmidiales, Closteriaceae. The record is from the annotation of a GenBank genome assembly.
AUGAGGAGGUCGCAGAACUCUGUUAGCGUUACGACGACGCCACAAAGCAUCAGCGUCGACUUAACGAAUCCAUCUCAUGACGUGUGGUCGGAUUGCCCCCAAUCCGGAACCACACGACCGCAUGAGCGCGCCGCGACGCUGUGGGAAGAGCUGCUGGCGGCCGCGCCGUCCCGUUGCGCCGAAGGGCCGGCGGAUUGCGGCGGAUCGACGUGGAGCGGCUACUUCAACACGCUAUCCCUGCGACGGCAUGUCUCUGCGGAUUUUUUCGCCUGCGAAACCGGCUUGAUGCAACCGCCGCGCUCCCUCUCUGCGGAUUAUGAAAACUUUUCAUCCUUGAAGGACUACUAUCCGCAGGGGACAUCAUCUCCAGCCGCACCGCGGCCAAUCGGAUUUUCCGACGUGGUUUCUGCGUUGGACCCUCGCGAUUCCCCCAAUUCACCCCUCUCCCUGGACCUCUCAUACGCGUGCUCCGUGUGUCACCUGCGGUUCGCCACGGUGCACGCCCUUGGCGGUCACAAAUCGGUGCAUAACGUCAAGACGAGACCGCAACGGAGAACUUCGCAACGAAGCAGUCCGCGGAGACACUCUGAUAAGGCGCACGCGGCGGGAGAUUCGAAUCCUGGAAAUCGGCUUGAAGGGGACGUUGUGCUGCUAGUGGAUGCUGCUGCGCGGCUCGCGACCUGCACGAACCAGGAUUCCCCAAGGGAGCGCGAUCCAACCAGCCAGAUGCAUCACACCACGUCAGGAAUGAGCGACGCUCAGCCGGCGAAUAGCUGGGGUUCUAAGGAAGGCAGCGAGUUUGUCAACAUGGGCAAACGAGCAGCACUGCUUUCGGAAAUACGAGGUUUGCUUCAGCUGAAGCGCCAGCGGUCGUGCAGCAGCUAUGAAAACGAGGAAUUUCUAGGGAUUGGGGACAGGGAUGUUCUCCGUGUUGGCGGAAGUGACUGCAUCCCCGAGACCUACGGUGGUGCUGUUGAAAUGGACGUGGUUGACCUCUCGUUGCACCUAUGA